Messenger RNA from Ichthyophthirius multifiliis, 1372 nucleotides. RefSeq lists its product as hypothetical. The record is from RefSeq and is a predicted model, not a curated record. The transcript is spliced from 8 exons. Lineage: Eukaryota; Ciliophora; Oligohymenophorea; Hymenostomatida. Gene Ontology annotation, molecular function: histone deacetylase activity.
AUGGACUUAGAAUUUCCUGAUAAAUGGAAUAAAAAUGUAGCUUAUUAUUUUGAUGAAUCUAUUGGAUGUUUUAACUAUGCUUAAUGUCAUCCAAUGAAGCCUUUAAGAGUUGCAAUGACAGAUACAUUAAUAAAAUCAUAUAAUUUGGAUUAAUAAAUGAACCAUUAUGAUCGUGAUUAUGUAAAUUAAUAUAUAAGAGAAGUUAAUGAAAAAAUGCUAACCAAUUUCCAUUCAGAUGAAUAUAUAAAUUUAAUUAAAAAUGUGACUCCUUUCAAUAAAAAUGAUUAUGAAGAUUAAUUAUAUAGAUUUAAUUUUGGUGAUGAUUGUCCUGUUUUAGAUAGACUUUAUGAUUAUUGUCUUACAUAUUCAGCAGGAUCUAUAGCUGGAGCAAAUCUAUUAGCAAAUAAAAAAGUCGAUAUCGCAAUCAAUUGGUCCGGAGGAUUACAUCAUGCCAAACAAUCCGAAGCUUCCGGAUUUUGUUAUAUAAAUGAUUGUGUAUUAGCAAUAUUAGAAUUAUUAAAAGUUUAUUAACGUGUAUUAUAUAUAGAUAUUGAUAUUCAUCAUGGAGACGGGGUUGAAGAGGCUUUUUAUUUAACAGAUAGAGUAAUGACAUGUUCAUUUCAUAAAUAUAAAGAUUAUUUUCCAGGAACAGGUCAUAUAGAAGAUAUUGGAUUUUAAAAAGGAAAAUAUUACGCGGUUAAUUUUCCUUUGAAUGAAGGAUUAGAUGAUGAAUAAUUUAUUUAUAUUUUUAAACCGGUUCUUACUUAAAUUAUGAAUUAAUAUAGACCAGAAGCCGUUGUUCUUUAAUGUGGGGCUGAUAGUCUUUCUGGAGACAGGUUAGGGUGUUUUAAUUUAUCUAUUAAAGGACAUGGAGAAUGUACAAGAUUUAUGAAAAGCUUUGGAGUUCCAUUAAUGCUUUUGGGAGGAGGUGGAUAUACUUUGAGAAAUGUACCGAGAUGUUGGGUUUAUGAAACUUCAAUAGCAGUAAAUUAGGAAAUUUAAGAUGAAAUGCCUGAAAAUGAUUAUUUACAUUAUUUUGGACCAGAAUAUAAAUUACAUAUGCCUAUUAGUAAUAUGGAAAAUUUAAAUAUGAAAUAAUAUUUAGAUUAAACUAUUGAAUAAAUACUAAAAAACUUAAAAAAUAUUAAUCCUGGAACAAUUAAUAUAAGCAAUUAUAAUGAAUAAUUAAACAACGCAAAUUUACUUAUUGACGCUACUGAAAUUAUAUCUUAAAUUAAUGAUUAAAAAGAUGCAAAGAGAUAUACUUUAUUAUGACAUAUUUAAUUUAAAAAUACAUAUUUUAAAAUAAAAUAAAUAUAAAAUUAUUAAUAUAAAUAUAUUUACAUAAUUAAUAUAAAAAUAAAAUAAAUUC